Molecule: messenger RNA, 2273 nt
Organism: Drosophila biarmipes
Lineage: Eukaryota; Metazoa; Arthropoda; Insecta; Diptera; Drosophilidae
Product: fatty acyl-CoA reductase wat
Exons: 10
Coding region: 441-1994 (517 amino acids)
Biological process (GO): long-chain fatty-acyl-CoA metabolic process
Cellular component (GO): peroxisome
Molecular function (GO): alcohol-forming very long-chain fatty acyl-CoA reductase (NADP+) activity
Source: RefSeq, a predicted model, not a curated record
GAGCUGAGUCUGUUUUCGUCUGCCUGGCAGCGCGGUUCUGGAACGCGUAACGCUCGUCUUGCACUCGCCCCGAAAAAAUCCCAUUUUCCAACUCGGGACUCCACUCGGUCUUCGCAUCGAAUCCAAUCCGCUCGGAUCGUGGCGCGCUGCCCAGUUUUUUGCAACCUGUUGCAACCAUUUUGGAAUCGCUUUGUGCAACACUGCGUGCCGCUUUCAAAAGCACUUCAAAAAAUCAAUUUCGAAAGUGGCUACUUCAAAAUAAAAAGAAAAAACCAACAAAAAGAUACAGAUAUAUCCGUGUGCCAAAAAUAAAAAGGAAGAUUCGUGGGGCAGAUUAACAGGCCCUGUAAUUAGCCAACAAUUUGUCGAAAUCCACAAUCUGUGGGCGUGGGAUCUGUGCACACACAAAUUGAUAAUUAGGAAACGUUUACCCAGCUUAGAUGGAUGAUCCCAAAAUAAUGAACAUCAUGAACGGCAUGAAAACGCUGGAAGAUCAUUGUCAGCUCAUAAAUGACGUGAAGGACGAGUCGCCCAUGCAAAUGUUCUACAAGGACAAGGGCGUCUUCCUCACUGGCGGCACAGGAUUCUUUGGCAAAAUUAUCAUUGAGAAAUUGUUGCGCGUCACGGAGGUGGGACAAAUCUAUUUGCUGAUACGCACCAAGAAGGGCAAGGAUGCCUUCGCCCGCAUUGAGGAUCUGUUUAAUGAUCCGGUCUUUGCCAAGAUGAAGCAGGUGAAUCCAAAGUACCGGUGCCAGAUCACCAUCAUCAGUGGCGAUUGCUCGCUGCCCGGCCUGGGAAUCACUCCCGACGAGCGCGAGACGAUCCUCGAGAACGUCAACAUCGUCCUGCACAGCGCGGCCACAGUGCGCUUUGAUGAGAAACUCAAAAUGGCCAUUGCCAUCAAUGUGCAUGGAACCAAGGAAAUCAUAAAGCUGGCCAAAGAAAUUGUUAACUUGAAGGCCCUUGUCCAUGUCUCCACAGCAUUUGCGCACUGCAACAUGCGUCACAUCCAGGAGAAGUUUUACAGCGGCACAAUGACAGGCGAGAAUGCCUUUAAGCUGAGCGAGUGCCUCGAUGAGCACACCCUUAACACCCUGACGCCGACCAUCAUCAAGGGGUAUCCGAACACUUAUACCUUUACCAAAGUCCUGGCCGAAAAUGUAGUACAACAGAGCGCCCAAAACCUGCCAGUCACCAUCUUCAGACCCGGCAUUGUGAUCACCACCUACCGCGAACCGGUCACUGGCUGGAUCGACAACAUGUACGGUCCCUGUGGAGUCAUCGUGGGAAUUGGAUCCGGAGUCCUACGUGUUUUCACGGGUGACAUGGACAAUAAGGCGCACAUUGUGCCGGUUGACAUGUGUGUCAAUGCACUUUUGGCCAGUGCCUGGGAUAUAGCGCGGAACAAAUAUGAGACUCCGCCGAUUUACAAUUAUGUCCCGGAUGCUGAGAACAUGGUCACCUGGAGGCGCUACAUGGAGGAUGGCUUUGAGUACGGCUGUGACAUUCCGAUGCGGAAGUCCAUUUGGUAUCCGCGCUUCACCAUUGUGCCGCACAUGUGGCAGUACCACAUCCUGUGCUUCUUCUACCACACAUUGCCCGCCCUGGUUAUGGACGCCAUCAUGGUGAUAAUUGGCAAGAAGCCCAGAAUGAUGAAGAUCUACCGCAAGAUCCACAAACUGAGCAAUGUCCUCAAGUACUUCAGUUCAAACGAAUUCCGCUUCGACAACGAUAAUGUGAGGAAACUUACUGAGAAACUAGAUGAUCGGGAUAAGCGACUCUUUGCCUUCGAUAUGCGCGAUCUGGACUGGACCAACCUGUUCCGCGUCAGUCUCUACGGAUUGCGUCUGUAUGUGGUCAAGGACGAUCCCAGUAAUAUUCCCGAGUCCAUCAAGCGCUACGAGAGAUUGAAGGUCCUGCAUUACACGACGCUGGCUGUUUUCUACGCGUUAGCUGCCUGGGCGCUCUAUACCCUUGUCAAUCUCUUUUUAUAGGACCUGUUUACUUAAUCUUUCGUAAUCUGUUUAGGGCAUAUCUUUACUCCUCAAAACUUUCGGCGCAAACUCUAACAUUUCCGUUUCCGAAAUAGUUGUUAGUUAUAGUCGUAACAUAUCCAUACGCCCAUAGUCAUAUGUUUGAAACGCUUUAUCCGAAUCUUGUAUAGCUUAGUUCGUACGUCUCUAAAUGUAAAUUUGCUAAAGUUGUUGGCGUAAUGUGGAUGUAGAUGAUCGAAUACAAGUACAAUAAAAACUGCUUCACAUUUUGUUUGGGAA